This is a messenger RNA of Loxodonta africana (African savanna elephant), 648 nucleotides long. RefSeq lists its product as uncharacterized. The transcript is spliced from 2 exons. Bases 1 to 648 code for a protein of 215 amino acids. The record is from RefSeq and is a predicted model, not a curated record. Lineage: Eukaryota; Metazoa; Chordata; Mammalia; Proboscidea; Elephantidae.
AUGUCAGACAAUGUUCCACUGCUAUUCCUUUCUUGCCUCAGUAGACUAAAAAAAAAAUUAAAUACUCUUUUCUUUUAUUCACAGGAACAAAAUUAUAUAAAUCCCAUAAUUUUCCAUGAGACAGGAUAUGUACAAAUGUUACUUUUGACAAAAAAUAAGUUUCCUCUUCAUCCUAUGGGAAAUGAAAACAUUUACCCGUAUAAAAGAACACACUUUGUUUUAACUAGUGGUCAGUCUAUUAAUCCUUCCAAUCUCAAAAGAACUGUACCUACAGCGUGGAGGAAAAAUAUACAAACAACACCUUUUGAAGUGAAAUGCAGAGUUGUAGAGGAUAAACCAAAGAGGAAAAAUAAUAAGCCUAUAUUAGAAAAUAUAAAUUGGAAUAAACUCUAUCAUUUCUCACAGACUUUUUCCAGCCUAACAAAAAAAUUUGUGGGUUUCCUUGAUAAAACUGUUAUUCAAGAAAGGAAUGCUAAAACUGGCAAAUUUGAAAGAAUGUUUUCUACCACAAAACCAAUGAACUCACACAAGUUCAAUGCUUCAACUGUCAGUAGUUGUUCAAAGCCUUUAAAAAAUUUACUCAAAGUACACAAAUUAAAUAAUAUAACACCAUUGGAUGAUUUGUUAAACUUGUCAAGUAAAACUUAA